Rhea pennata is the source of this 1875-nucleotide messenger RNA. RefSeq names its product suppression of tumorigenicity 7 like (gene ST7L). The coding region runs from base 115 to 1287 and encodes 390 amino acids. The record is from RefSeq and is a predicted model, not a curated record. The transcript is spliced from 14 exons. Gene Ontology annotation, molecular function: protein binding. Lineage: Eukaryota; Metazoa; Chordata; Aves; Rheiformes; Rheidae.
AGUGCAAAGUGUGGCGAAAUCCUCUGAAUCUUUUCAGAGGAGCAGAAUAUAGCAGGAAGCCUUCUGGCAGCCUGUACAGAUUAUGUAGCAGUAGUGCUUGAAAACUUCUGAUACAUGUGGGUGACUGGGAAGGAGCCUCUUACGUAUUAUGACAUGAAUUUGUCUGCUCAAGAUCAUCAAAACUUUUUCACAUGUGAUACAGAUGCCCUUCGGCCUUCAGAUACAGUUAUGCAGAAAGCAUGGAGAGAGAGAAACCCUCAAGCCCGGAUUAAAGCAGCUUAUCAAGCUUUAGAAUUGAACAAUGACUGUGCAACUGCCUAUGUUCUUCUGGCUGAGGAAGAAGCAACAACUAUUGUAGAUGCUGAGAAGUAUUUUAAACAGGCUCUGAAAGCAGGAGAAACAAUUUACAGAAAGUCUCAAAAUUGCCAUUCCCAAAGUCCCCAGCAUGAAGCACAGCUGAGAAGAGACACCAAUGUACUGGUGUAUGUGAAAAGGAGGCUAGCUAUGUGUGCAAGAAAACUUGGGAGAAUAAGAGAGGCUGUAAAAAUGAUGAGAGAUUUAAUGAAAGAGUUUCCACUUCUUAGCAUGCUGAAUAUUCAUGAAAACCUCCUGGAGGCAUUGUUGGAAUUACAAGCUUAUGCAGAUGUCCAGGCAGUUCUAGCAAAGUAUGAUGAUAUUAGCCUUCCAAAAUCAGCAGCAAUAUGUUACACAGCGGCCCUAUUAAAAGCCAGAGCUGUUUCAGAAAGGUUCUCCCCUGAAACUGCCUCCAAAAGAGGGCUUAGUACAGCAGAAAUUAAUGCUGUGGAAGCGAUUCACAGAGCUGUGGAAUUUAACCCUCAUGUUCCAAAGUAUUUGCUAGAAAUGAAAAGUUUAGUCCUACCUCCAGAGCAUAUUCUGAAACGAGGGGACAGCGAGGCAGUAGCAUAUGCUUUUUUUCAUCUCCAGCACUGGAAGAGGAUAGAAGGAGCUCUAAAUCUGCUACAUUGUACAUGGGAGGGCACAUUUAGGAUGAUCCCAUACCCGUUAGAGAAAGGCCAUCUUUUCUAUCCGUAUCCAAGUUGUACAGAAACAGCGGACAGAGAACUGUUGCCAACAUUUCAUGAAGUCUCCGUUUACCCACAGAAGGAACUUCCAUUCUUCAUUCAUUUCACAGCAGGCCUAUGUUCCUUUUCAGCAAUGCUCGCCCUUCUUACUCACCAGUUCCCUGAGCUGAUGGUCAUUUUUGCUAAAGCUGUAUUACGAGUUCUUUGGCCUGUGAGCGCUCCCAGCGUUCUAGCAUCCAGCUGAGAGUGGACUGUACCGUCUGAGCAGAGCAGGUUCUUUGGGACUCUUCUUUCACCCUUCAGCUUCAUAACGGGAAAACACAGAGAUCUUCCUGCUGUCUAGUCCCUGGCAUCAGCUGACUUCAGUUUUGAGUGGAGCCUACUUUUCAUGAUAGUUUUGAUUCCGUUGAUCUCAUGAGCGUCACCUCCAACACCCACUGGGCAUGAUUAGCUGGCAUAUGGAUGGGGGAAGCAAAGAAAGCUGUGUUAUUCGAAAUGGUAUCUUUCAAAGGCUUCUAUGUUGGUAAUGAUGCUUAAUAUUAUGAAUUUCUUUGACCUUACAGCCUGUAAUCAUCUCAGGAAAUAGUUUGUGUUGAGCAAUAUCUUAUUGCUCUCUUAAUCACUUGUACAACUAGAAGCUAAUGCUUCCUUUGUAAGAAGUGAAAGAAUACAAAUUGAGUGGAUGUUUUAAGUAUUGAUACUUCCUUCUCGGCUGUAGAUGCAGAAGAUAAUUGGCUUCAGCUUGAUUUCAUAUGCCUUUUUCAAAAUAUUUGUUAACAGUAAAGUAUGAUUCCACUUUCUUUAUUAAAAGGUUGCUUUUUAAUACAUUGAA